Messenger RNA from Oncorhynchus mykiss (rainbow trout), 3546 nucleotides. Lineage: Eukaryota; Metazoa; Chordata; Actinopteri; Salmoniformes; Salmonidae. The record is from RefSeq and is a predicted model, not a curated record.
UAGACCGAGGCACAGACAUGGUCUCAAUGGGGAUACCUGAGCUGACUACACUGACUGUGCUAGUUAGUGGCGGACUCCACUAAGCUGGCAGGCUGACUAACAGCCUGCUGCCUGGCCUGCAGGCUGUGGAUGCUGUCAGCAUCAGAUCUGUAAAUUGGUUGUAAACUCAAUCGACAUUUGGAAAUUAUUGCCCAGGGAUAGAUAGCUUUAAAAAAUAAAUAAAAUGUUUUCAGAAAUCAAGUGUUCAGAUAGAUGUGAUUAGCACAUUUCAUAUUUUCACUCUUAAUAUAUUGAGAACAAAAGUGUUGGGUGGAGUAGAUUUAAGUUACCAAUACUUUUGAUACCAGUACCAAUACAACUGCUGCACACAUGUUAAUAAUGUGUCAUAACUCAAUAUACUGUGGAUAACAGUGGCUUAUGUCUUAAGUGUUCAGACAGUCUUCCAACCAGCUAUGCUAAAUGCUCCUAUACAGUAAUGUAGGGUGAAACUGUAACUCUCUCUAUUGGUGCAAAAAAGCCAUAACACAACAAAAUUGUGAACCAGGCUUAAAAGCGCUGUAACACUAACCAUUGUGUUCAAACGGAGGCAUUAGACAUUUACAAUGUACAGACUGGAUUGUUUUGAAUCAGCAUGCUUUGCUUCAAAUGUACAAAGUUAAUUGCUCAUUACUAAACAUUGAAUACAAAAACAUAUUCACGCUGAUCGUUGUAAAAAUGAAUUAUUCCACUCUAAAUGUAUGGGGAGACUUUGUAACAAUAGCACAAACUGUGAUAAUGAAGGAAUCAAGAGAUUGAAUAGAUUUUUUCCCCCAACCUUUCUGUCAUUAUUAUCCCUUAGAAUUCUAUUGAUACUGGCUGGCCUGGAAUAUUGAUAGAUUAUUAUGAUGAUAAAAGUAACAAAAUAUCCCAUGAAUAAACUGUGGUGUAUAUAUUAAUAAGAAAACGCUCAUAAUGUGCAAGACAUGAUGGCACGCGCACAGAGGUCUUCUGCAAGAUGUCUAUCGGAUGGUGAUGAGAGAUCUGAUUAGUUGAGGAGAAUUAGGGGCCGUACCAGAAUGUGGUCCCUUCAUUUAUAAGCAUCUUGAAAAUGUAUAUCAUAUCUCUGCAGUUUAUGGUGUGAGAAGUUGCAACCAACUACGAAAUCGGCCGGUCAUGGAGGUCAAUGGGUGCGAUGAACAUCAGAAUUAUGAAAUACUUGCAGAGAUAGGCGAAGGCGCAUAUGGCAAGGUGUACAAGGCCAGAGAGGUCCGCGAUCAACAGCGACUCGUAGCGGUGAAGAAGUUGAACAUACCCGGACACACGGAGAGUGGGAUUCCUGCUUUCAUGAUCCGAGAGGUGGCGCUCUUGCGUAAGAUCGAGUAUUUCAACCAUCCCAACAUUGUAAAGUUGUUGGACGUAUCUGCUGGUCUGAAGAACAGGAGUUUGGACCUGACGCUGGUGUUUGAGUACAUCGACCAAGACCUGUCUACCUUCCUCACCACGGUCCCCAGCACUGGACUGAGUCUUGACAAAAUUAAGGAUGUGAUGGUGCAGCUGCUGCAGGGGCUGGACUUCCUGCACACCAACAUGCUGGUGCACCGCGACCUGAAGCCGGAGAAUGUACUGGUUAGUAGCCGUGGAGAGGUGAAGAUCGCUGACUUUGGGCUGGCACGCAUCUACACCUAUCACAUCGCCCUUACACCCUGUGUAAGUCUACAGAGUAGAACAUCGUCCUUUCAAUGCACAAUCUGUUCAAUUGUCACAGUGCCAUUGUCCCCCAGCCUAGCUAAGGUGGUGACACUGUGGUACAGGGCCCCCGAGGUGCUGCUCCACUCUGGUUACAUGUCCUCCGUGGACAUGUGGAGCGCUGGCUGCAUUUUUGCCGAACUGUUCCUUUUGAGACCGUUGUUCCGUGGAUACACUGAGGCUCAGCAGCUCCAGAAAAUCUUUGAGGUGAUUGGCUUGCCCAGCGAGGAGGACUGGCCCAGGGAGAGCCCCAUCUCAUACUCCCGUAGCUGGUGCCCCAGAGACCCCUGCACCCAGCUCUUAUCCAACCUGGGCCAGGAGGAGAACAACCUACUCCUUCACACACUUGCUCUCUGCCUGCCAGCAAUGUCUAGAGUUCAGCCCGACCAAUCGCAUCUCAGCUUCCAGAGCCCUCUCCCACCCUUUCCUAGUGUGCGCCUGAGGACUCAUAACCUGGCAGGAUGUGGAGAGGAUGGAGGAGAGCUGGGACAGAGGUUAAUUUCCCUUGGACUUAUUUGUUGGGCUCCGAUGGGGUGCGACAGUUGAACUAAGCUAAUUAGGUAUUUAUAAGUUAUAUUCUUUAACAAUCAAUGGGUAUAGAUCAUCAAUUUAAAAGUCAAAACAUUUAUGUAGCGUUUGCUCUUUAAAGGUAAUUUGUUCAACAUGAAAAUCCAAAUCUUGACUGGUUUUAUCUGAAAUGCAUUUCUGAAGACUAGUUUCGUAUUAUGAAAAAACACAUUCAUAUCAAGCGAUGUCAACUGCAGUUCCUAUGGCAUGAAAACCCAAAGUGGAAGGAAAAGGAAAGUUGACAGUAAUUUAAAUGACAAGAAAUAUAUUGCUUUACUACAACAAAUUAGUUUAUAGCUAGAAUCCUUAAUUGCUACAUCCAUUUUUUUUUUUACUUAUAAAUGAAUAAUACAUACCCAUUCAUUCUUGAAGAAUAUAACUUUACAAAUGCCUCAUGAGCUUAGUUCAACUGUUGUACCCCAUCAGAAACCAAAAUAUAAGCUUGUUUUAUUCCAAUGUUUGUGAACGAUGUAAAUGUAAACAAACACUGUAUAACCUCAAAACAUGUUUAAACCGAUCAUUUUCAUAUUAUAGAUGGUCAGUCCUUGCAUCCAUAGCUCUGUCUUUGAAUUUGAGAGUAGUUACAUGUCCCCAGGCCCAUCCCUCAGCUUUUAACCGAAUCAGAGGUGGGGUGGCCACUUUGUUAUUGUUUCAACAAAACAAAAACAAAUGCAUUGUUGCUUGAUUUGUUUACCACUCUGUAUUUGACACCAGGAAGUAAGAAUGCAGUAACAAGAGCUGCUAGAACAUUUUGCAGGAGAACAAAAUGUUAAUAAUUCAGAAUGUGUAUGCUUUACUUUAUUACUGAGGCGUAUUGUUGUUACAAGUGAUGUUAUUCAUCUGAGGUUGCUGCAAGUGGAUGACUGCUGUAUGAGCAUAUAAGUGAAUGCAUUAUGUUUUAUAUUGUUCCAACUGCACCUUUGGUUCUUAAUGGCCCUUUUUUUAUUUCAUAUAUAUUCUCUGUUUAGAUACUUGGAAAGGUCAUACCUGUGCAUCUGUUUUAUUGGCCAUAACAUACACUUUUUUUCAGUUUUGAGGUGCAAUUUUAAUGUUAGGGGCAUUUUGUUUCAGGACAGAGAACAUUCUGUGAUCUUGUUUUAUUUGAUCAAAUGUAAAUUCAUUUGAUUAUUAGUACUUUCGACAGUGUUACUGUCUUCAUUUCAUUCAUUCAAUUGAGUGGUACCUGUUAUUGGACUUGGUUUGAUUUCACCCACAUCUUACAAGUAUUUUAAUGAAGAUAUUUUCACAAUAUCA